GCCAGCGGGGGCUAUAGAGGCGUCCAUUGUCUAUACCAUAACAACCAACAAAAAUGAAAAGUACGGAAUCUCUCUGUGUUUGUGUCUCUCCGAGAACCUAAAUCCUCGACAGCUCAGAAGUCAGAUUUCCUUUGUUAUUUUCCUGCUUUUCUCGUCCCUGGAAACGAUAUAUCAUUUAGACUAUGCUUGGUUUGUGGAAAGCUAUUUCUGGGAAAUUUCAAUGCCAAAAGGACUGACAUUCUAAAACAAAUGGAGGUGAUAUGAGGCUGCAACAGUAUAGUCUAUGAUUAUGUGCAACAACAUAUUUGCAGUUGUCUUAAACCAAAAUGUAUGUUACAACCGGCGGGGCUGCAGUUAAUGAAAUGGGUUAUGCAAUGAGUAGACUAGAUAUAGAAGCAGACCUCUGCAAUGUGGGGAAUACCAUUCAUGAAGACACUAACAGCCAAAGAUCCAACAAGCCAUUGACACAUUUAGACCAUGAGAUUGCCCAUCUCACGAGGUUAAAAUCAGAACCUCACGAACGGUUAAGCCAAGUCAUACCUGGCAGGCGAGAGUUACCGGUUUCCACAGUGAAGAUGUUGGCUGGUCGAGAGUGUAAUUAUUCAAGAAGGGGGAGAUUCUCAUCAGCCGAUUGUUGUCAUGUCCUAAGCAGAUAUCUGCCAGUAAAUGGUCCUUGGCUAGUUGAUCAACAGACCAGCCGAGCCUAUGUCUCACAGUUUUCGGCUGAUGGUUCCCUUUUUGUUGCUGGAUUUCAGGGAAGCUACAUUAGGAUAUACAAUGUGGACCGAGGAUGGAUGGUUCAGAAGACCAUUCUUGCAAAAAGUCUGCGAUGGACAGUUACUGAUACAUCUCUUUCGCCAGAUCAACGCCAUCUUGUUUAUGCUAGUAUGUCACCUAUUGUCCAUAUUGUUAAUGUUGGGUCCCCUGUAACAGAGUCUAUAUCAAAUAUUACGGAGAUCCAUGAAGGUUUGGAUUUUUCUGCCGAUGAUGAUGGAGGAUACUCUUUUGGAAUCUUCUCUGUCAAAUUUUCAACAGAUGGACGAGAAGUUGUUGCUGGAAGUAGUGAUGACUCUAUUUAUGUUUAUGAUCUUGAAGCAAAUAAGCUUUCUCUCAGAAUUUUGGCACACACGUCUGAUGUGAACACUGUAUGUUUUGCUGAUGAAAGUGGCCAUCUCAUUUAUUCUGGGAGUGACGACGCUCUCUGUAAGGUGUGGGACAGACGUUGCUUUGUUGCUAGAGAUAAACCAGCAGGGGUCCUUAUGGGACACCUUGAAGGAAUUACAUUUAUUGACAGCCGUGGAGAUGGUCGUUAUUUAAUAUCAAAUGGAAAAGAUCAGACUAUAAAACUUUGGGAUAUCCGGAGAAUGUCUUCUAGUGUCACAUGCAAUUCAGGCUUUAGGAGUUAUGAAUGGGACUACAGAUGGAUGGACUACCCACCACAGGCAAAAGAUUUGAAACACCCAUGUGAUCAGUCAGUGGCUACAUAUAGAGGUCAUUCAGUCUUGCGAACUCUUAUUCGCUGCUACUUCUCCCCAGAAUACAGCACUGGUCAAAAGUACAUCUACACUGGAUCUCACAAUUCAUGUGUUUAUAUAUAUGAUUUGGUGAGUGGAGCCCAAGUUGCAACACUCAAGCAUCAUAAAUCACCUGUAAGAGACUGUAGUUGGCACCCUUACUACCCUAUGCUUGUUAGCUCCUCUUGGGAUGGGGAUGUUGUCAAAUGGGAGUUUCCCGGAAGUGGUGAAGCACGAGCCUCCUCGAGCAGGAGGAGAGUUUGGAGGAGACACAUUUAAUGAAGAUUACUUGUUAUGUGAGCAAAUUAUUGAAGAUUAUAUCUGGUAAAUUAUUAUUGUUUGUAUAGUGGUUCAAGCUAUUUUUCAUCCUCAAAUAAGGUGUAACUGAUGAGCAAUAUGAAAAGCAUGAGAAUGAUUGUCUCCUCCUAUUCACCAUGUCAGUUGUACAUAAAUACCACUUAAACUGAAGAUAUUGACCUUAUAUAGUUGUACAAAUUCAUGGAUAAUGGUUCACCAAAUAAAUACACCUCUGGUGAAUAAUAUGGGUGCUCA
Molecule: messenger RNA, 2066 nt
Organism: Juglans regia (Persian walnut)
Lineage: Eukaryota; Viridiplantae; Streptophyta; Magnoliopsida; Fagales; Juglandaceae
Product: LEC14B protein-like
Exons: 11
Coding region: 327-1793 (488 amino acids)
Biological process (GO): proteasome-mediated ubiquitin-dependent protein catabolic process
Cellular component (GO): Cul4-RING E3 ubiquitin ligase complex
Molecular function (GO): protein binding
Source: RefSeq, a predicted model, not a curated record